Molossus molossus (Pallas's mastiff bat) is the source of this 2121-nucleotide messenger RNA. RefSeq names its product polo like kinase 1 (gene PLK1). The record is from RefSeq and is a predicted model, not a curated record. The transcript is spliced from 10 exons. Gene Ontology annotation, cellular component: spindle pole; nucleus; centrosome. Bases 87 to 1901 code for a protein of 604 amino acids. Gene Ontology annotation, molecular function: protein binding; ATP binding; protein serine/threonine kinase activity. Gene Ontology annotation, biological process: protein phosphorylation; regulation of cytokinesis; mitotic cell cycle. NCBI's taxonomy places the organism in Eukaryota, Metazoa, Chordata, Mammalia, Chiroptera, Molossidae.
CGGCGCCGCGUUUGAAUUCGAGGAGGAGCCGAGCGGUGUCAAACCUUCUCCCAGACCCUGCUAGACCGCCGAGCAACUCCGGGAGCAUGAGUGCGGCGCCAACCGCAGGCAAGCUGGCGCGGGCACCAGCCAACCCAGGGAAAGCCGGGGGCCCCCGCGCUGCCGCUUCGGGGGCCCCAGCUGCCGCCCCGCCGGGGAAAGAGAUCCCGGAGGUCCUGGUGGACCCACGCAGCCGGCGGCGCUAUCUGCGGGGCCGCUUUCUGGGGAAGGGCGGCUUUGCCAAGUGCUUCGAGAUCUCCGACACGGACACGAAGGAGGUGUUCGCGGGCAAGAUCGUGCCGAAGUCGCUGCUGCUCAAGCCGCACCAGAAGGACAAGAUGGCCAUGGAGAUAUCCAUUCACCGCAGCCUCGCCCACCAGCAUGUCGUGGGCUUCCACGGCUUUUUCGAGGACGACGACUUCGUGUUCGUGGUGUUGGAGCUCUGCCGCCGGAGAUCUCUCCUGGAACUACACAAACGGAGGAAAGCGCUGACUGAGCCGGAGGCCCGCUACUAUCUGCGGCAGGUGGUUCUUGGCUGCCAGUACCUGCAACAAAACCAGGUCAUUCACCGGGACCUCAAACUAGGCAACCUCUUCCUGAACGAGGAUCUAGAGGUGAAAAUAGGGGAUUUUGGACUGGCAACCAAAAUCGAAUAUGAUGGGGAACGGAAGAAGACCCUGUGCGGAACUCCUAAUUACAUAGCUCCUGAGGUGCUGAGCAAGAAAGGGCACAGUUUUGAGGUGGAUGUGUGGUCCAUUGGGUGCAUCAUGUACACCUUGUUAGUGGGCAAACCACCUUUUGAGACAUCUUGCUUAAAAGAGACCUACCUCCGGAUCAAGAAGAAUGAGUACAGUAUUCCCAAGCACAUCAACCCGGUGGCUGCCUCCCUCAUCCAGAAGAUGCUUCAGCCUGACCCCACUGCCCGCCCCACCAUCCACGAGCUGCUCCACGAUGAGUUUUUUACCUCUGGCUACAUCCCCGCCCGCCUGCCCAUCACCUGCCUCACCAUCCCUCCCAGGUUUUCCAUUGCUCCCAGCAGCCUGGACUCCAGCAACCGGAAGCCUCUCUCAGUCCUCAACAAAGGUACAGAGAACCCCAUGCCUGAACGGCUCCAAGAAAAAGAGGAGGCAGCAGUCCGGGAGACCGGUGAGGCUGUUGACUACCACCUUGGUGACAUGCUGCAGCAGCUGCACAGCGUCAAUGCCUCCAAGCCCUCGGAGCGGGGGCUGGUGCGGCAAGAGGAGGCUGAGGAUCCCGCCUGCAUCCCUAUCUUCUGGGUCAGCAAGUGGGUGGACUAUUCGGACAAGUACGGCCUUGGAUAUCAACUGUGUGACAACAGCGUGGGGGUGCUCUUCAAUGACUGGACACGCCUCAUCCUCUACAACGACGGUGACAGCCUGCAGUACAUAGAGCGUGACGGCACCGAGUCCUACCUCACCGUGAACUCCCACCCCAGCUCCUUGACAAAGAAGGUCACCCUCCUUAAGUAUUUCCGAAACUACAUGAGCGAACACUUGCUGAAGGCAGGGGCCAAUAUCACGCCACGGGAAGGUGAUGAGCUGGCCCGGCUGCCCUACCUGCGUACCUGGUUCCGCACCCGCAGUGCCAUCAUCCUGCACCUCAGUAAUGGCUGUGUGCAGAUCAACUUCUUCCAGGACCACACCAAGCUCAUCCUGUGCCCGCUGAUGGCUGCCGUGACUUACAUCAACGAGAAGCGGGACUUCCGCACGUACCGCCUGAGCCUCCUGGAGGAGUACGGCUGCUCCAAGGAGCUGGCCAGCCGGCUGCGGUACGCCCGCACCAUGGUGGACAAGCUGCUGAGCUCGCACUCGGCCACCAACCGCCACAAGGCCUCCUCGUAGGCCUGCCCCCGGAACUGGUGCGCCCUCCCCCGCACCGAGGCGCGUUCCGGUCCGCUCUCACGGGCUGCUCUUUGCAGGGGGCUGCUGUGUAAGUUAUUUUUGUACACUUCGGGUGUGGGGUCUGUGGCCCCUUCCCUUCCCUCCCAACCCCACCAUAUGUAUAGAAUAUUGCUGUUGGGUUCAGGACUGUCCUUCCCCUGUCUUUAUAUACAUUAAAUAC